AAUUUCGAGUUUUAUUCAACGUUUAAAUCUCGUGGGGGCAGUGUAGUGUCUUAAAAGAAACAAGAAACAAAACAAAAACGACCAAAUUCACACGUUCUUAAGCCUUUUACACUGGGAGUUUGUUUCCACCCGGAGAGGGAUGGACGAACACCUGAGAGCUUUCGGCUUUUUCGUUGGUUGUUUUGGAUGAUUAUCUUGGCGCGCAUGCGUGUUGAGUCUCAGGGGGGCCGGCUUAAAGGGAAGUGGACGUUGACUCGCGGGCAGCUGAAGCAGUUGUCGGAUUAUACUUGUGACUGCGCGGUCGCCGAGCGUUCGGCUGACUGGGAGGGGUGAAUUUAGGUGUCCGAUGGUUGCAUCUGGAGGAGUGUGUGAAACUCUGGCGGAAGACAGCUAUUAAGCUUCUUAUAUGGGUGAUUUUAAAGCAUUUCAGUUUUGCUUGAGUCCCACCAACGAAUCUUAACACUAUCUGUUUGGUUUUGCACUGCCAGUUCUAGGUUUGGGGAGUGUCGUUAUGGUUAUUGUUGCUCACGCGGCCUUUCUCUUAUCAUCCCUACUCUCAGAUUCCCUGGCGUAUGCAUUAGUGGACUGAGUGGGAUUAAUGGGUAAAUAUGGUGUUCUAGUAGUCUCUAAUCCUGGAUUAAAUACCAAAUUGAAAUUUCUAGCUUUUUGUAUAGUCUAUUUAGACAUUGAUUUAUUUACAGGUUGAUGACUGGAUGUUUUAAAAUCACUUGAAAUUCACAUUUUGUUUAUCAUACUCCUCCUUCGUUCCUUCUCCCCAAAGUCCCCAAAGCGGUGAAAAUUUUGUUUUGAAGUUUUACGGACUUAGAAGAAAUUCUAUUCAGAGCUGUGGGACUAGUUUUGUUGCAAAAUAUGAAAGGCUCUGAGUUUAGCCUGGAAAAGAAAAAAAGGGUUAAAAUACCAGCGAGGAGACUUCGUGAGGUAGUUUCUCCAAAUCAGGGAGAUUAUUCGGUUUUGCUCAAAGAUGAGUUGCCCUGUGUUCCUCCAGCGUUGUCUGCAAAUAAACGUCUUCCUGUUAGAACCGAGGCUAGCUUGAAGGGAACGUUAUGUGGUUCAUCAGACUUGACUUCUGCUAGAAAUUAUCUGCAGCCUCCACUAGAAAAUUCUACUGUGUCAGAAAGCGAUUUUCCUAAAGACGUUGCAGUGCAGGGGUUGCCUGUGGAUAAACUGGAAGAGAGCAACAGACAAAAAGCAAAUGACAUCUUUAUUUCUCGGUACACCAUGGGACAGAAGGAUGCUCUGAGAGCAGUUUUAAAGCAAAAAACUCAAAACAUGCCUGUUUUUAAAGAAGUAAAGGUACAGCUUUUAGAAGAUGCAGGCACAGAAAAGGACGCUGUUACUCAGGAGACUAGAACGUCACCCAGUGGAAUUGAUUCAGCCACAACCGUGGCCGCAGCAACUGCGGCUGCCAUUGCAACAGCAGCUCCGCUGAUAAAAGUACAGAGUGAUUUGGAAGCAAAAGUCAAUUCUGUUACAGAAUUACUCAAUAAGUUACAGGAGACUGAUAAACAGUUACAGCGUGUUACAGAGCAACAAACAAGUAUUCAGAAUAAACACGAGAAAUUACAUUGUCAUGAUCAUGAAAAGCAAAUGAAUGUUUUUAUGGAACAGCACAUUAGGCAUCUUGAAAAAUUACAACAGCAACAAAUAGAUAUUCAGACUCAUUUCAUUAGUGCUGCGCUCAAGACCGGUAGUUUUCAGCCUGUUAGUAUGCCUCCUUCCAGAGUGAUGGAAAAGUAUUCUGUACAACCAGACUAUUCUGAUCUUGGUAGCAGUAAUCUGUCUUCACAUAACACAUUUGCUUCCAGACAAGCACCUUCUAGAGAGGUUGAAGAUAUGGGUUUUGAUAAACAGAAAUCUCCAUUGGAGACACCAGCACCUCGAAGGUUUGCUCCUAUACCGGUUUCAAAGGAUGAUAAGAUCUCAAAGAGGGGAAAUCCCAUGGAAGAAAAAGAAAAUAUGGAGACAGUAGGUCAUUCAGGAAAUGUAAGACUAUUGGAACAGAUUUUGAAUAACCAUGAUUCUUCGACAAGAAAAAGUGAAUCUUCAGAUAAAACCUUACUAAAUAGGUCAAAAACAGAAUGGAAUCCUGAGAGCAGAGACAGCAUUGACACUCUCUCCUCUCAAAGAUUUCCUUCCUGUGAAGAACUAGGAGCAGCUAAAUUGACUGUGCAGAGUUCUGAUGAUUUUCUUCAUGAUCCUGGCCAAAAGAGGAAAGAAACAAAUGGCAUAGUCCAGCCAAAAGAGUCUCUGAUUAUGUCAAGACUUGCUGAUCUUCCACAGAAUUCCAUUAAGCUUCAAACAACCAAUAACAGAUCUGUCUUGAAAGAUGCUGAGAAGAUUUUGAGAGGAGUACAAAACAAUAAAAAAGUCCUUGAAGAAAACCUGGAAGCUAUUAUUCGUGCAAAGGAUGGAGCUGCCAUGUAUUCAUUUAUCAAUGCUCUAUCUACUAACAGAGAGAUGUUAGAGAAGAUCCGCAUCAGAAAGACAGUAGAUGAGUGGAUUAAGACUAUUUCUGCAGAAAUUCAGGAUGAACUGUCAAGAAAAGAUUAUGAACAAAAGAGAUUUGAUCAGAAGAAUCAAAGGACCAAGAAAGUUCAGAAUAUGAGUAAAGAUGUUAAAACUAACAUACAAGACAAAACGGCAAACAAUUCUAUAAUUCAAAGAAAACAUUCUCAGAAACAAAAAGAGGAGCAUUUUAGAAAUCCACUCAUGAGGAACAUUCCUGCUUCAAACUUACAGAAAGAGAGAAAAGAAGGAUUUUUAAAAGCAACCACAGUGAUACAAGAUGAGGAUUAUAUGUUACAAAUUUAUGGAAAACCAAUUUAUCAGGGCCAUCGCAGCACUCUUAAAAAAGGACCGUAUCUCCGAUUUAAUUCUCCAUCUCCUAAGUCCAAACCCCAGAGACCAAAAGUAAUAGAACAAGUUAAAGGCACUAAAGUAAAGUCAAUAAGAACACAAACUGACUUUUAUGCAAUGAAACCUGUGAAAAUGGAUUCUAAAUCGCAACACUCCAUUCCUAUGAUGCUGCCUCCUGGUGAUCAGCAUUACUUGUUCAGCCCAAGCAGAGAAAUGCCUACUCUUUCAGGUACACUGGAAGGUCACCUAAUUCCUAUGGCUAUUCUUUUAGGACAAACCCAAAGUAAUAGUGAUUCCAUGCCACCCACUGGAGUAAUUGUAAACAAGCCACACCCUGUAACAGUGACUACUUCUAUUCCUCCAUCAUCUCGAAAAACGGAAACUGGAGUAAAGAAACCUAACAUUGCAGUUAUAGAAAUGAAGUCAGAAAAAAAGGAUCCUCCUCAGCUUACCGUACAGGUGUUACCCAAUGUGGAUAUUGAUAGCAUUUCAAAUGGUAGUGCUGAUGUCGACUCAUCUCUGACUAGUCCCAAAGAAGCACGUCCUCCUGUGAAAACCUGGAUACAGAAUUCAGAAUUUAUGAAGGUAGAUGAAGAAGAGGUGAAGUUUCCAGGAACGAACUUUGAUGAAGUAAUUGAUAUCAUACAGGAAGAGGAAAAACCCGAUGAAAUUCCAGAAUACUCUGAACCAAUUCUGGAGUUUAACAGAAGUGUUAAAGUUGUUUCUACAAAAUAUAAUGGUCCUCCUUUUCCGCCAGUUGUUUCUACUGUUCAGCCCACUACUGAUAUUCUGGAUAAAGUAAUUCAGAGAAAAGAAACAUUGGAAAAUAGCUUAAUUCAGUGGGUAGAACAAGAAAUAAUGUCAAGAAUUAUCUCUGGGCUCUUUCCAAUCCAACAACAGUCCAUAGCUAAUGUCAGUGCUUCAGUCAGUGAGGCAAGUGAACCCUUGACUUCUGACAUAGUGGAAGGAACAAGCAAUGGUGCCCUCCAGCUUUUUGUUGAUGCUGGGGUUCCUGUGAAUUCAGACAUGAUUAGCCAUUUUGUGAACGAAGCUCUUGCUGAGACCAUUGCUGUCAUGCUGGGUGAUAGAGAAGCAAAAAUGCAAGGGCCUGCUGCCCCAAGUGUUUCUGGAGAUGUUUCAACAAGCAACACAUACUUGCCGGCAAGAGUGUGUACCCCAGUGCCUACCCCACAACCAACUCCUCCUCAUUCACCUUCAUCACCUCCUAAGGAGAGUGUGUUGGUAAAAACUCCAGAUUCUUCUCCCUAUGAUUCAGAUCAUGAUUUAGCUAUUCCUGUGAAAGAAAUAUUUGCUGAAAAAGGAAAUGAUAUGUCUGCCAUCACACUUGUUAAUACUCCAACAGUUACUCCUGCUACUACACCUCCUCCUGCAGCAGCUCUUACCCCAACUUUGUCAGAGAUUUCCAUUGAGAAAUUGAAGAUCUCAGGCCCAGGGUGUCCUAAGCCAUGGAGUGAUGGAGACCUGCCCCUGGAAGAAGAGAAUCCUAACUCUCUUCAAGAAGAACUUCACCCAAGAGCUAUUGUAAUGUCUGUGGCCAAGGAUGAAGAACCUGAGAGUGUGGAUUUCCCUGCUCAGCCUGCACCUCCAGAACCUCCAGUUCCUUUUAUGCCACUUUCUGCUGCCACCAAUGUCCCUUCCCUCAUACAGAUGCCAGCUUCUGAUUCAUCAACAACUGAGAGCAGCUUGAGUAUUACUGUCACUGAAACUGAGACUUUAGAUAGACCCCUCUCUGAAGGAGAGAUUUUACUUAACUGUGGUCAAAAAAUGGCUCCUAAGAUUUUAGGAGAUGGACGACUGUGUCUGACAAACCUAAACGAUAGCUUAUCCAGUACUCUGCAUGAUGCCCUUGAAAUGGAAGACGAUCCUCCCAGCGAAGGACAAGUGAUUAGGAUGCCCCAUAAAAAGACUCCUACAGAUGGAAUUCUUUCUCUUCUUGCCAAAAUGACCCAGGAGUCAUUAGUUUCGCAGCAAGCAGUCUACCCUUCAGAGGACUUGGAAUACAGUGCAGGUGAACUUAGUGAAGGACAAAGGCCCAGGCUGACAGCAGCAGCAGAGAACAUCCUACUGGGACAUUCCAUCCCUGUGCAACCACCUGCCACUAAUGCAGAGUCAUUGGAUCAAAAAUGUGCUCCUAACCCAUUAUCUCAGCAGUUUGACACAGUUACAGGUGGUGUUUAUGAAGAUUCAUGUGCUAGUCAUGGACCAAUGAGUUUGGGAGAAUUGGAGUUGCAGCCAAAUUCUAACCUUGCUCUUCCCACAACACUUUUGACAGUGCAAGAAAAUGAUGUUCAGUUAUCAGGAGCAGUUGAAGAUAAUCAUCAGUACCAACAAAAGCAUGACCAAGAUGCGAAACAAGUUGAACACAAGCCUGCACAAAGUCGUUUAAUACGUGUAAGAAGUAAAUCUGAUAUUUCACUUUCACAGCAACAAGCUUCAUCAGGUGAUACGGAUCAGACACAAAUUGAGCCCAAUCUGUACCUCGCAUCCGUAUUUACAGGUGGUAAAACAGUCCCACUUUUCACUUCACAGACGUCACCUGCCAAGAUGUCUGUGACGCUGCCCGCGGUGAAGCCGGAGGACUGCUCUCAGUCUCUGAGCGUUAGCAACGUCCAGGGGGACACGGAGUCCUCAGGAGAAGAUACCUUCUGAAAGGGAAGUGAGAACCAGCAUAAUACUUGUGCCACUGGUUUUGAAGUCAUUUUUCUCUGGCGUAAAACCAUGUCUCCGACUAUUUUGGUUUUUGAGCAUAUUCUGAAAAAUGAUUUCUAAUUUUUUGUUAAAGUAAAAAGCAUAAUGUGGGUACUUCGGUAAAAUUUUUAAAUAAAGUAAUUUAAAAUAUGAA
Messenger RNA from Leopardus geoffroyi (Geoffroy's cat), 5740 nucleotides. Its product is annotated as KIAA0586 ortholog. The transcript has 31 exons. Lineage: Eukaryota; Metazoa; Chordata; Mammalia; Carnivora; Felidae. The record is from RefSeq and is a predicted model, not a curated record. Gene Ontology annotation, cellular component: centriole; ciliary basal body. Gene Ontology annotation, biological process: smoothened signaling pathway. The coding region runs from base 871 to 5547 and encodes 1558 amino acids.